This is a messenger RNA of Physella acuta, 3580 nucleotides long. Its product is annotated as alpha-mannosidase 2C1. NCBI's taxonomy places the organism in Eukaryota, Metazoa, Mollusca, Gastropoda, Physidae. Gene Ontology annotation, biological process: mannose metabolic process; oligosaccharide catabolic process. Gene Ontology annotation, molecular function: carbohydrate binding; alpha-mannosidase activity. The record is from RefSeq and is a predicted model, not a curated record.
GUUCUGAGUACAAGCCGGUGGCUGCAAUAAUUUUUGUUUGCAUUGUAGGCCUAUUUGUUUGUAUGAUUAGAAAUGGAGCAUGUUCCUUUUAAACACAAACGAACGACCCUUGAAAGAGCUGAGAAAUUUAUAUCUACAUUAUAUUUUACUGAUGUUAACCUAAGGGGAAAGUUGUACAAAGAACGAGCGCCGUUGUCAAGUAUAAAACACUUCGCUGCACCUGACAGAGUCAGCUGCAAGCAGGCUAUGACUGGGAACUUUGAGGCGGCGAACAUUGGCCAAUCCUUUGGCCCAGUGUGGAGUACACAUUGGUUUGAAUUACAGGUAAACAUACCUGCUGACUGGAAGGGUCAAGAGAUUCACCUGCUAUGGAACUCUGGCAGUGAAGCCUUAGUUUGGGUCAAUGGUGAACCACAACAGGGACUCAGUGCAGACAAUGACAGAAUCAGCUACAUCAUAUCUCACAAGCUCAAGCCAUCAGAGCUGAAUCACACCAUCUACAUUGAGAUGGCCUGCAACCACCUGUUUGGUAUAGGCAGCCUGGCAUUGGUCAAGCCUGAGGACGACAAGAGGACAUUCACUCUGGCCCAGGCUGAAGUAGCUGUGUUUGACAGAGAUGUGUACAACCUUAUCCUGGAUGUUGAGACUUUGCAUGACAUUGCCGAGGAGCUACCAGAAGAUAACCAGAGGGGAUAUCAAGCUCUGUAUGCUGUCAAUGACAUCAUCAAUCACUUGGAUGUAACAGACAGGAGAACAUUUAGAGGAGCACAAGAUGUGGCACAAAACUUUUUUGACCAGAGGAAUGGACAGAGCCAGCAUACACUGUAUGCCAUGGGACAUGCACACAUUGACACAGCAUGGCUGUGGCCUUACGCUGAAACAAUCAGAAAGUGUGCCAGGUCCUGGUCAUGCACCCUUCGCCUGAUGGAGCGAUACUCUGAUUUUAUCUUCACGUGUUCACAGGCACAGCAAUAUUCAUGGGUAAAAGAGCAUUACCCCAGCAUCUGGAAGGACAUCUGCAAGUUUGUUCAUAAGGGCCAAUUUGUGCCUGUUGGUGGAACUUGGGUGGAGAUGGAUGGCAACAUACCAAGUGGGGAAGCCUGCAUUAGACAGUUCCUGUAUGGACAACAGUUUUUUACCAAAGAGUUUGGAAUUCACUGCAAGGAGUUUUGGCUCCCUGAUACGUUUGGUUAUUCUGCCCAGUUCCCACAAAUUAUGCGACACUGUGGGGUCACAAGGUUUUUGACCCAGAAAUUGAGCUGGAGCCUGGUCAAUAAGUUUCCUCACCACACCUUCUACUGGGAGGGGGUAGACGGGAGCAGCGUCCUGGCUCAUUUUCCCCCAGGUGACAGCUAUAAUAUGCUGGGAAAGGUCCAAGAGAUGCUGAAAACUUCUAGAAAUUUCCGAGACAAAGGGCGCUCUAACCGCUCAGCUUUUCUCUAUGGUUAUGGUGAUGGUGGUCAUGGCCCCAGCGAGGACAUGCUAGGCAGACUGGCUAGACUGAAGGACUGUGAUGGGAUACCCAAAGUGAAACUAACAGGGUCUGAUGAAUUCUUCUCAUCCAUUGAAGCUGAGAGCCCCAAGCUCCUGUGUAAAUGGAGGGGUGAGCUCUAUUUAGAGAUGCACAAUGGCACCUAUACAACCUGGGCCAAGGUAAAAAAGUACAACCGCCAAUGUGAGGUCCUGCUGCAGGAGCUGGAGACCAUCUGUACCACAGCUGCCAUCAGAGAUCCCAGCUUCCACUACCCCAGGACAGAGAUAGACAGGCUCUGGAAGCUUCUCUUACUCAACCAGUUUCAUGAUGUUCUACCUGGCAGCUCUAUAAAUCUGGUAUUUCAAGAUGCUAUUAAACACUAUGAAGAUGUUGAGCAAAAUGCUACAGAACUUAUCAACAAGGCAUUGCAAGUUUGUGUUAAACCACAGGUAGCUACUGAAGUGACAGCCAAGGAGCAGUAUGUCAUCAACACCCUGGGCUUCACCAGGCAUGAAGUCAUACAAGUUCCUGCCUCAUCUCAUGCUAGUCCUGUGGCCAAAAAAAGAAAACUGGCUGAGAAUGUGAUGGGGGCCCAUAGGGAGGAGUGUGAUUUUGUUGAAGUGAGGGUUCCGGCACUGUCAGUGAAGCCUUUAAAAGAAUGUCUGGUGCCAGCACACGAUGACACUGAGAUGAAAGUUUACAGAGAGGAUGACCACUAUGUAAUGACCAAUGGGCUAAUUAAGGCAGUUGUUGACCCCCUCGGCAGAGUAACUUCACUGAAAUGUUUUGACAAGCUGACGCAAAAAUGGUCUAAAGAAGGGGUAGAUCACACUUAUCCAGCCAACCAGUUUCUGAUCUAUGAUGAUGUCCCCUUGUAUUGGGAUGCCUGGGAUGUUAUGGACUACCACUUAGAAACAAGAAAAAUUAUUCAGACUCCAAUUCAAAGAAUUGUUAUUGAAGAGGAGACAAGUAGGUCAAGAGUGGCACUAGUUAUGAGCCUAAAGAUCAGUGACCAGAGUUACUUGAAACAGGAGAUUGUUCUUGAUGCUGGCAGUCCUUGUCUAGUGUUCCACACUGAGGUGAGUUGGUAUGAAGCGCACAAGUUCCUCAAGGUAGAGUUCCCCACAACUGUACAUGCCACAGAGGCCACAUAUGACAUCCAGAGUGGAUUCCUCAAACGACCUAAUCAUUACAACACUUCAUGGGACUCUGCUAGAUUUGAGGUGUGUGGACACAAGUGGGUUGACCUAUCUGAACAUGGGUUUGGUGUCAGUGUGAUAAACAAUUGCAAAUAUGGUCACUCAGUAGUUGAUGGAGUCAUGCGUCUCUCUCUGCUAAGAUCACCCAAAACACCAGACCCCAAGGCUGACAUGGGAGUCCACACAUUCUCUUACGCUCUGAUGCCACAUAUUGGCACAUUCCAGGAAUCUGAUGUCAUCCAGAUAGCUGUGGCCUUCAACUGUCCACUGAGAUUGUUUAGUGGCCCAUCUUCCAAUCAUCUGGAGCCAUUUGUCUCCCAAGGGCUCUUCACAGUUGAUACAAAACAAGUUGUUGUUCAAGCUGUUAAAAUGGCUGAAGAUGGCAGCAAGACAAUCAUACUGAGGUUACACGAAGCCUAUGGAGGCAGCACUACAGUAAAUGUCCAAACACACCUAACACUGAAGGACGUCCAUGCAUGCAAUGGUCUGGAAGAUUCUCUGCACCUGCAUGACACGGACAGGGAAGUGGACAUCAAGCUCCGACAAGAUGAACACGGCUACACGUUUUCUUUUGAUGUCUUGCCUUUUCAAAUAGUCUCACUAAGGUGUAGUCUAUGAGUUAUGUUUUGGAAGAUUUUCUUUCUUUUACAAUCUUGCUUUGUUUUUUAUUUAUUCCCUAACAUUUGUCAUUGAUGUUUUAGUGAUUCAUCAUGAGAUCCAUAUCUAAUUGAGUGAUAUAUUUUACAAUGGCGCUUUUUCUUUUGUUGAAUGUUGAUUAUGUAUGGAAUUGACCAACAGAUAUAAAUUGCUGGCAAUCUAAUUGUUAUCAUUUAAACCUGAGGUUAAUGUACUUGCUAAGUGUUAGUUUUUUCUCCAACAAAUGCUUUACAAAAAAAUGUUUUGAAUU